ACUAAUCUUUAUCUUUUUUAUUGAAAUCAUAAUGCCGGAGUGACUAUUUUUAUUUAAAGGCAGUAUACUAUCCUUAUUUGUGAGAGUUUUGCCAUAUCUGGUAUGUUCUUUUUUUUAAUUAUCUUGAUAAAAUAGUUAGAAAAUUAUGAGUAGAAGAGUAUUAGAGUUGACAGGAGAUUCUGUACCACUUGUUUAUUUAUUAGAGAUUUGAACAGUAUAACUUUGCCCAGUUGGAGUUCCAAGCAAUUCUUUCCUUGGGCAGCAAGUCGUGCAUUUUUUUUUCCUUCUUCUGAAUUUUAAGGCUAUCAUUGUGUUCUGAAAUGAUAUGAGGAGCUUAAAUCUGUUGUAAAGUUGAAACCAACGAAUAUGAUCAAUUUUUGGGAAAGAUCAGACAGGUGGAACACAGACCAAGCUCAAACAGAAACAACAGCUGAUAAAGAGGCAUCCUGGAAAGAUUUAGGAUCAUCAAUGAAUGCAAUUUCGUUUGGUUUUGUAGCCACUGCAAUUUUGAUAUCCAUGUUCCUCAUCAUGGCAAUUUUCGAGCAUUUAAUCAGACCAAGGCAAUCAUUAGAGCAGUCUCAAAACGAAAGUCAAGUGUCAUUUGGGGUGAAUCGACAACAAUAUCAGUUGCAAUCAAACGGAAAGCUUGUCAAUUCCAAAUCUGAGGUUCUGGCAACAACUCCUAAUUUGUCUGUAUUGAUGCCAGGGCAGAGGUUUCCUACCUUUCUUGCUCAACCUGCACCUCUACUCCCUUGCCCAAGAGAAGGCAUAUACUGGCCUUCACAUCACCAACAAGCCUGUGAUCGUCCGUAGCCCCCCAAAUGCAGUCAAAACACAAGCCUAAAGUGGGAGUACUUUAUUUCUAAGUAAAAUAAGCUAUCGCUAUCAUUAUCAGAGCCAUUCAGUUGCACUAGAGAGAUCGUCAUCACAAUGUGAUAGGAAACUAUAUUAGCAACACUUUUUAUUCUCAGAAACAAUUCCAAUGAGUGGUUUAUCUGGUUUGCGGGAUCACAUUUUUAUUUCGUAGUUGCAAA
Molecule: messenger RNA, 1034 nt
Organism: Dendrobium catenatum
Lineage: Eukaryota; Viridiplantae; Streptophyta; Magnoliopsida; Asparagales; Orchidaceae
Exons: 3
Coding region: 367-813 (148 amino acids)
Source: RefSeq, a predicted model, not a curated record